Messenger RNA from Saccostrea echinata, 1326 nucleotides. RefSeq names its product paired mesoderm homeobox protein 2A-like. Gene Ontology annotation, molecular function: DNA-binding transcription factor activity, RNA polymerase II-specific; RNA polymerase II transcription regulatory region sequence-specific DNA binding. Lineage: Eukaryota; Metazoa; Mollusca; Bivalvia; Ostreida; Ostreidae. The coding region runs from base 73 to 960 and encodes 295 amino acids. The record is from RefSeq and is a predicted model, not a curated record. The transcript has 5 exons. Gene Ontology annotation, biological process: regulation of transcription by RNA polymerase II.
UCGCUCCAAGUUUUGCAGUCGACUGACCAUCAUUUAUACCUACUCUUUCUUGAACAUCAUCAGCUCUUGAUAAUGGAGUACUCGUAUUUAGGACAGAAUUCUUUUGAUGCCGGUAACUGUACCCUUCCUGGAAUGGAGAAUCCUCUAGCAGGGUGUAAUAUUCCCUGUACCUACGGGGAUAGUAACCCCUUCGGCCAGAUGGCUGCCCAGGGAUACCGCUACAAUGGGGUGCGGAGUUUCCCACCAAACCCUAGCAUAAGUUCUGCAAGUUGUAGCAUGAUGCCUCGCCCGCGAGAUCACCCACAACCUCCUGUUUUCCCAACUGGCACCAGUCCAUGGCUUGGGCAAUCUGAAAGUUUUACAAAGGGGCUGUCUUAUAAAAUGUACCAACAUGAUACUGGAAUAAGUCCCGAAAAACGUAAACAGCGCCGAAUCAGAACCACGUUUACCAGCGCACAACUAAAGGAGUUGGAAAAGGCCUUCGCCGAGACCCACUAUCCUGAUAUCUAUACAAGGGAAGAGAUUGCCAUGAAAACGGACCUCACAGAAGCCAGAGUCCAGGUCUGGUUUCAAAAUCGCCGAGCGAAAUUCAGAAAAAUGGAGAGGGCAAAACAGCAACAGCAACAGAGUCAGUCAAGUUCCUCAGUAAAACAAGAACCCAGCAACACCAGUGGAGGCAGCAACACAAGCAACAACAACAAUACGAGCAACUCUAACAACAACAAUAAUAACAACACAUGCAAAGACAAAGUCAUCAAGUCAGAAGAGGCCCAACCUAAACCUCAGACAGAGGGGUCAAAAUGGCAUUCUACUGUAUCGAGUGGAAAAGUAACACCAUCUCUAUCCAACACGUCAUCACUUCCGGGACCUUACUCCAGUGUGCUAAAUUCUCAUGGGCACGAAUUUCAUCAUACCUCGUCAUUGGAAAAAGGCGUUUCUCUGGCUGGAGGAAUUUUUUAAUGCUGGUUGUCAAAAAUGACUACAAAAUCAUAUAUAACAUGCGAUUUUAAAUAAUUAUUGAUUGAUUGAGUGACUGGGACUCACCUUCUAUCUGCGUCUUCCUUUUAAAAUAGCAUUUCCCCUUCAUUCUGUGGCAUUGCAAACUUAAGGACAAGUUUUGCAAUAUUCUUUUGAAGUAGAUACUCACUCAAAUUUAGCAGUAUUAAAUAUAAACAAUAUCUUAAUUGGUAUGGUGAAUGAAAGAAUUGAACUAACUACUUCAUUUUUCAAUCAUGUGUGUUUAUUUCAUUGUAAAUAAAUAUUGUACAUUAUCUGUAUUUCAACAAUGUUAAAAUAGAAACAAUUUCAAUUAUUUAUGCAUUUAAU